Molecule: messenger RNA, 5766 nt
Organism: Arvicola amphibius (Eurasian water vole)
Lineage: Eukaryota; Metazoa; Chordata; Mammalia; Rodentia; Cricetidae
Gene: Tbc1d2b
Product: TBC1 domain family member 2B
Exons: 13
Coding region: 37-2928 (963 amino acids)
Source: RefSeq, a predicted model, not a curated record
CCCGGAGGCGCGGGGCGCGGGCGCCGUCUGCGGGGUAUGCCGGGGGCCGGGGCACGCGCGGAGGAGGGCGGUGGUGGUGGCGGCGAGGAAACGGUGCCGGUAACCGGCUCGGAGGCCGGGGCGGUGGCGGGGCGGGAACCCUCGCGGCUGUGCGGCUACCUGCAGAAGCUCUCGGGCAAGGGCCCGCUGCGCGGCUACCGCAGCCGCUGGUUCGUGUUUGACUCGCGUCGCUGCUACCUCUACUACUUCAAGAGCCCGCAGGACGCACUACCGCUCGGCCACCUGGACAUCGCCGACGCCUGCUUCAGCUACCAGGGCCGCGAUGAGGCUGCGGAGCCCGGAGCCGAGCCGCCCACGCACUUCCAGGUGCACAGCGCUGGUGCAGUCACGGUGCUCAAGGCUCCUAAUCGCGAGCUCAUGACUUACUGGCUACAGGAGCUUCAACAGAAAAGAUGGGAAUAUUGCAACAGCCUUGACAUGGUGAAAUGGGACAGCAGGACUUCCCCAACUCCUGGAGAUUUUCCUAAGGGCCUGGUAGCCAGAGAUAACACAGAUAUAAUUUCCCAGCACCCAAAUCCUUCUGCAGAAAAAGCCAGAACUGUGCUCGCUGUGGAAGCUGCCCCCGGAGAGCUGGUGGGAGACCGAGCUGCUCGCCAGCCAGCCCCAGGGCAUCCGAAUUCCAUUAACUUUUACUCUCUGAAGCAGUGGGGUAAUGAGCUCAAAAAUUCGAUGUCAUCUUUCCGUCCUGGGAGAGGACAUAGUGAGAGUCGCAGAACCGUGUUUUACACCAAUGAAGAGUGGGAACUUUUAGACCCACCUCCUAAAGACCUAGAGGAGUCCCUGAUACAGGAGGAAAAGAAGAAGCAAAUGCCUGAGGGGAGCAAAGGAGUCACUAGUUCGGGAUUCCCCUUCGAGUUGGGGCGGCACCCUUACAAAGGAAAGCGCCCCUUGAGAGACAUAAUUGGGUCAUACAAAAAUCGCCACAGCAGCGGUGAUCCUCUGAUCGAGGGAAUGUCACCCGGUGCUGGAAGCCUUGCUAAACCCGUCUCUGAGAUGCAGCUGCAGAUUCAAAGCCAGCAGGAGGAGCUGGAGCAGCUCAAGAAGGACCUGUCCAGUCAGAAGGAGCUCAUUCGGCUGCUCCAGCAGACAGUCCGGUCAUCCCAAUAUGACAAGUAUUUUACGAGCCACCAAAUCAGCCAGGGGGUCCCCAGGGACACACUGGAGCUUCUCCACCAAAAGGACGAGCAGAUCCUGGGCCUCAGCGGGCAGCUGGAGAGGUAUGGUGUGGAGAAGGAGAGCCUCCAGCAGGAAGUGAGGACGCUGAAGAGCAAGGUGGGCGAGCUCAACGAGCGCCUGGGGAUGCUGAUGGAGACCAUCCAGGCCAAGGACGAGGUCAUCAUCAAGCUCAGCGAGUGUGAGGGCAGCGUGACUUCGCCCACCAUGGGGCCCAGCUCUCCUUUGGCCUCCCCAGCCAGCAGAGACCAGCUGGAGCUGGACAGGCUAAAAGAUAGUCUGCAAGGGUACAAAACCCAAAAUAAAUUUCUAAAUAAGGAAAUUUUGGAACUCUCCGCUCUACGAAGAAAUGCGGAAAGGAGAGAGAGAGAUCUGAUGGCAAAGUAUUCUAGCCUGGAAGCCAAGCUCUGCCAGGUAGAAAGUAAGUACUUGAUACUGCUUCAAGAAAUGAAGACACCAGUUUGCUCAGAAGAACAGGGGCCUACCAGGGAUGUCAUAGCCCAGUUGUUGGAGGAUGCUCUGCAGGUUGAGAGCCAAGAACAGCCGGAGCAAGCGUUCAUUAAGCCUCAUCUGGUCAGUGAGUUUGAUAUCUACGGGUUUAGGACUGUCCCUGAUGACGAUGAGGAAGAGAAGUUGGUUGCCAAGGUCCGAGCAUUGGACCUGAAGACUCUGUACCUCACAGAAAAUCAGGAAGUUUCCACUGGGGUCAAGUGGGAAAACUAUUUUGCAAGCACAAUGAACAGGGAGAUGGUAUGCUCUCCGGAGCUGAAGAACCUGAUCCGAGCAGGCAUUCCGCACGAGCACCGCUCCAAGGUAUGGAAGUGGUGUGUCGACCGCCACACCAGGAAAUUCAAGGAUAGCAUGGAGCCCGGCUACUUCCAGAGCUUGCUCCAGAAGGCACUGGAGAAACAGAAUCCGGCCUCCAAGCAGAUAGAGCUGGACCUGCUGCGGACUCUGCCCAACAAUAAACAUUACUCCAGCCCCACAUCAGAGGGCAUCCAGAAGCUGCGCAGUGUCCUGCUCGCCUUCUCCUGGCGAAAUCCAGAUAUUGGCUACUGCCAAGGCCUCAACAGGUUGGUGGCAGUGGCCCUCCUUUACCUGGAACAGGAAGAUGCUUUCUGGUGUCUUGUUACCAUCGUGGAAGUCUUCAUGCCUCGAGAUUAUUACACAAAGACUCUGUUGGGGUCCCAGGUGGACCAGCGCGUGUUCAGAGACCUCAUGAGUGAGAAGCUGCCUCGGUUGCAUACCCACUUUGAGCAGUACAAAGUGGACUACACCCUCAUCACCUUCAACUGGUUCCUGGUGGUAUUUGUGGACAGUGUUGUCAGCGAUGUCCUUUUUAAAAUAUGGGACUCUUUCCUUUAUGAGGGACCAAAGGUUAUUUUCCGUUUCGCCCUGGCACUUUUUAAAUACAAGGAAGAGGAGAUCCUGAAAUUGCAAGAUUCCAUGUCCAUAUUCAAAUAUCUCCGUUACUUCACUCGGACCAUCCUUGAUGCCAGGAAGCUAAUCAGCAUCUCCUUUGGGGAUCUGAACCCCUUCCCCCUGCGCCAGAUUCGGAACCGGCGAGCCUACCACUUGGAGAAGGUCCGGCUGGAGCUGACAGAGCUGGAGGCUAUCCGAGAGGAUUUCCUGCGUGAGCGGGACACUAGCCCUGACAAAGGCGAGCUGGUUAGCGAUGAAGAGGAAGACACUUGAAUGAACCCCCCACCCUAGGAUGCUGCUCUUCUUGCCUUUAUAACCAAAAGUAGCAAAGAGAACUCCAGGCGUGUCUCUGCUCAUUCGGCUGCCAGAAUGUAACGUCUGUGGCCUCUGGGUAUCUGCUGGGCAGAUGUCCAGAACUAAGCUGCACUUUCUCAUCUCUCAUUUGGGGGCAGAGGUCUGAUGGCUUUGCAGCCAUUUCUGUGCCACAGCAUUCAGUCACUUAUAUCACAGCCGUGCUUGCUGCCCGGCUGGUGACUCGCCAGUUGGCUGUUCCCAGGGGCCUGUUUACAGCAUCUUCCAGUUGUGUGUUUCACAAAAUCUACUGUGCUCCACGUCUCCCCAUGCUCUUUCUUUUUAUUCAUGGAUAGCACUGUGGAGGAAUGCAUACAGGGCUUCAGCGUGGCUGCUUCCAGGGAAAAGGUCAUCAUAAGGAGAGGGACCUCUUAAAAACCAAGCACAACUCUUAUUCAGAAGCAGCCUUCCUAGAGGGCAUGGGAGCCCUCUGCUGGUGGUUCACACUGCCAGCCACAGCCCCGUCUGGACUAGCCUUUGCUUUCAUACAUUGCCUGUAGCACUCACCCUGCCCUGCAGCUAGCCCCACCCUUCUCGUCGCAAGCUGCUUUGCCAGUUGCUCUAUCCUGACUUGCAGGGGAUUGACACACCUCUAGAAGCUGCUGUGGAAAGCUCUUCUAGCUGUGGGUGACUUGGAGGUGCCAUUCUCUAAGUGUGACUGGAUUGGGGUUCCAAGUGAACCUUGCAGUAGGCCCACCUCUGCAUGAAGGAACAUGGGAAAGUUUCCAACGUGGCAGAGCUGUGGCUUGCGGGCUCUUGGGUGGCGGUGGCCAGGGCUCUGAUACCAUGCCCAGCCACUGGGUGGCGAGUGAGGCUGACUGCCAGCCUUCUAGCUCUGGAAGCAUCUUUGCCUGAGGACAAGAGUGAUGAGCUCUCCAAGUCUUUUUAUUGCCUGGAUCAUCCUUGUCCCCAGCAGGGAGCUGGGGUCACUGUGGCCUCUGGCAUAGCAUAUUCUGGGGACUUGGGACACUUCCUUCUUGAAGCCUAGAGAGGGUCUGAACAAGGGAGGUUAUUUUUGCUCAACCCUAAGCAUCCCUGAUGGGUGGCUGUCAUGAGAACAUUUUUUAACACAGUAUUAUCGGAACACAAGGGAAACAGCCUUAAAUGGACUAUCUUACACUACCUGGAAAACAAAUAGGAAACAAUCCUUAGCUAGUAUAAACAGUGAGACUGAGAAUUGGAGCAAGGCAGUUGUAAGAAGUGCUUCUUCCAUGACCGGUUUCCUGUUUUUGCUAUCUACUUUUUAGCACUUGAAUGGCUGAGUCGCUUUUCCAGCAUCUUGACUGUGCUCAGCUUCUCUAAAUGUUGCUUCAUUUAUUGCCAUGUAAAAGGAGCUGGUCUCUAUAUUUAGUCAAUAGCCUUUGUCUCAUUUCAGCUAUGAAAAGUGUCAUCGUUGUGACUCCCUGAAACCAAAUGCCGGAGGAAAGCCCACCCCUUAUGAGAUGAUGGCUGUCAGCCUUGGGGACAGCUGCUAAGGAGGUGCAGUAGAUAGGGUUGGAGCCCAGUGGCUCAGCUCCAGAUGCCUGAUCACAGUUGCCAUGUAAGUUCCCCACUGAAAGGUGCCAGUCAGUCCAAAUAUGUAUUUGACAUCAAUUCUCUUUUAGCAGUGUGUGCCCAGUAGAGGCAUCUUAAAAGUAUGUGGUAGUUCUGGAGACAUGGCUUUAGUGGUAGAAUAUGUGACCUGGCAUGGCCUGGGUUCCAUCCCAGCAAUGCAAAAGGAAAAAAAAAAUCCCCAGUAUGCUCUUCUACCGUCCCCUGAGAGACAGCAUUAGUUUUCCAAGCAGUUUCAGUGGCCAGGUAAAGUCUCAAAGGUCUCAGACUCUCCUCCCUGCAGAGCUGAGAGGGCAUGGUUGCCUUCAUUCCAGUUUGGGGACAGAAUGACACAGGCUCCUCCCAGAGGCAUAAAGCCAGUGAUUGGAGCCGUCACCUCCCGUUCCCUCAUCACUGAGACCUCUCUUUACCCUCCAGUGCCCUGAGGUUCCAGACUUAAACCAGCCACCAUGCCAGGUACCCUUAACAUCAGGGGCUGCCUCAUGCUGCUGUUGAUUUGAACCUUUACCCAGCAUGCAACAUGUGGCUCCUUCCUGGUGAACCUUGUGGGCUGAGAAACCCAAAGCAUAGCCUCCAGCGUAUGGGUCCAAAUGCACGUGCCAUAGUGCGGGGAGCUCCCUGCCCUCAGAGCCCCCUCUGGUGGGUCUUACCAAUAGUUCAACUGUUAAUACUUUUAUAUUUUCACUACAUUUUAUAUUUUUAUAGACUAUUUUAUUAAGGUUUUUCUAGACUCUGUAAGACUUUUAUAUAACAAGUUCUAUUUUGUGUUCACGGCUCCCUUGUAUGUAUUUAUAUCAACCUGAACAUCCCAACUGCAGUUCCCUCCUGUUCCACCUCCUCCCCUUAGCCUUGACUAUUCCUCACUUCUGCUCAUCCAGGUCGCCUCUGGUGUCAGCUGUGCUCUGUUGGUACAGGAAGUAACUAGGCAGCACCCAGUCGGGUUUGUGAUCUGUGUUACCACACAGCCCCUCUCAGUCUCUGUACAGUGCUGUCUUCCUGAUCCACCCACCUCUGGGUGGGCCUGUUCAGGGAAGUCCUUGAAGAUGAGGCUGGACGCGAGCCCAGUGCCUGCGGUUCUCGUGUGGGCAGCUGGAGGGCUUGAAGGCACACCAUCAAGCGACUGUCCUUUUGUAUCACAGCAGCUCUUAUGCUCAUCUUUGAGUUAAACAUUAGACUCAUAAAGGGAGAAAUAAACUAAUUUGUAUUACA